Cladocopium goreaui is the source of this 1845-nucleotide messenger RNA. The record is from the annotation of a GenBank genome assembly. NCBI's taxonomy places the organism in Eukaryota, Dinophyceae, Suessiales, Symbiodiniaceae.
AUGGCCACUGGAGACGGGACCUACAAUUCAGCCAUCCCCUGGAACCAGAUUCCAAAGCUCAUCCCGGGUGAAACGGAUUUGAGAACGUACGCUCGGAAGCUGGAGUUUCUUCAGUCGCUUUGGCCGAGAGAUCAGCUGGAACAUUUGGGGCCUCGAGCGGCAUUGGCCGUAGAAGGGGUGGCAUUCCAGAAAAUCUCACGCCUGGAUCCAGCCAAACUUCGAGAGCCUGAUGGGGUCUCCUACUUGGUGAAGGCCCUUGGAGGCCAAUGGGGCAAGCUCGAUGCCGAGGAGCAGGUGUACUUCCAUGAUGAUGCAGCUGAAGAGGUAGAUGAUGAACUCCUGAUCGCCACUUUGGCGGAAGAAGGCUGUUUCAUGGCCUACCAAGAAGCUCGAUCGCGCUUGAAGGAGAAGGCACGGUCUCGCGGGUUCUGGCCGUUGAGUGGACAGAAGGGACGCGAGAAGGGGAGAUGGAAUCGAACAAAAGGAAAAGGAGGUGUGGCAAACCGGGUCACUGGAAGAGAGAACGUCCUUUGGGAGCAAGCUCUUCUUCGACUGGAGACAUCAAGAAGAUCGCCUGGGGAAGCCUUCACGGGCACCAUGACUGAUGAGUACCUGGUUGUGGACUCCGACAAGAAGGCGAUCCAGGACGAAGGAAAUGAGGUGAUCUCGCAACUGCCUGCCAAUGCUCAGUGCUACCACCAUGGCACUCUUGAGGUUGGGAAGGUGUCCAAAAUUCAGGGGAGUUGUGGAGAUGGCCCAAUUCAAAGAAUACUGACUCAAAGACCCGCUGUUGCAACGCCCACGCAUGAGCCAGUCCGUUCUGAUGCCACUUUUCUGCAGAGCCAAGAGCCUUCUGCGGGUGGUCAUGAGAUUUUUAAUGCGGAGGAAGCGGCCGAUGAGGCCAUCAUUGACACUGGUGCCAGUCGUGCUGUCAUUGGUAGUGAUAGACCCGAAAUGUUGUUCCGAUCUUUUCCCCCCGAGAUUAGAAGAAGGGUCAUGAGGGUUCCCACUGAUGGCAUUGUUUUCAAGUUUGGAAAUGCUGGCCGAUUGUCAAGUGACUAUGCAGUCUUACUUCCUCGAGCUCAAAAUGACUGGCUACGCGUUGAAGUUGUGCCGGGCCAGAAGUCACCACAGGUGAAAUCCGUUCUGAAGGACCCUCUUCGCCUCGACAAGGCCAUGGAGUCAUCGGUGCCGUACCUUGCCCGGAUGUUGACGUCUCCAGUGGACGAAUCUCUGAAGGACCAGAAGGUGUUUCAGGAUGUUCCGACCACUCUCACUCGACCGCCGGGGGUGGCCAAUCUGGCAGAGUGGGGAACUAUGAUCAUUCCAUCGGGCAAGCACCAGUCAAAGACCUAUGCCACGGUCUACGAGAAAGAGAGGUCCUAUGUGAACCAGGUGUGGAACAGAAAGGCAGUCGCGCCAUGGCUGAGGAGCUUUCAACUCUACUGUCGUCAUCGCCGAGAAGCCAGUGUCGAUCACCACGAGGGCGAAGCAAAACGUCAGGGACUACAGAUGCCUAUCUCACCUCAUAUGACACCCGAGGUGGCAGAUCUGAUCCGUGCUGGCGGAGCUCCGUGGUUGACACCACGCACCAACGAUCGCCUGAUCAAGGAGAAGAGCCAGAAGGAUGCAGCACAGAAGGCCACCACCAAGGUGGAGAACGAAUGGACACAUGUGUCCGAGAUCGAGAAGGGCAGCAAGAGAAGCCUGCCAAGUCAGAACAACACUAUGGAGACACUGCCCAAUGCCGAGAAGAUUGCCCAACUGCAAGCACAGAUCGCAGCCCUGCAGCGAGAUCUCAACGUCGAGCUGACCGGGCAAGCAUGGCAGUCGGAAGCGGCCUGA